GCGCGGCAAUCGAAGAACGAUAGUCGGGAGGGAAUUUCAAUUCCUUUGUCAUGAAAAUAUUACUUCAGUAGAACAAGUCAACAAAUAGCACUUUGUAACUGCUAUGAUUCAUGUUACAGAAGGCCCUUUGAAUAUAGACCUGUUGCGUGAAAGCUAUCAGAACGAGUUUUUCAGCUACAUCGAUGCUCAACCUUCACCUAAGGUUAUAUAUUGGGAGAAAGAUCUGUUAGCCCAUAUGAGUUCUGUUGUAAACAAUUCGGAUUUGAAAAAACAUGGUGUUAUAAAUUCAUUUCUUCUCCAAUCUGCUAAAGAUUCCUAUUCUCCUUCAGCGUGUAAAUCUGUAAUAUUCAUUAUAAGUCCAAAAGUUAGUAUUAUUGACUCUGUACAAUCAUUUUUAGUAAGAGAUUCACAAUCCAACCAAAGUGCUGGAAAGCAAUAUAGUAUUAUUGCCAUUCCGAGGAUUUCCCUUGCUUGUAAAAGUUUAUUAAAAGAAAAAAAGAUGACCAAUAAAUUUGCCAUGAUAUCUGAAUUUCCCCUAACAAUAGUACCUGUAGAAUGUGAUGUUCUCUCAAUGGAAGAUUCGCAAUGUUUUGCUAAUUACUCCAUUUCCGAACGUCAGGAUGGUGUCUAUCAAUUUGUACAAGGUUUGAUGCGAUUUCAAUCAAUUUUUGGUCUGUUCCCAAAAAUUUAUGCUAAAGGUGAAAAGGCUAUAGGAGUGGCCAAAAUGUUGCGGCGUAUGUCUGAUGAAGCCAAAGUUACAAAUGAACAUCAACCAUCAGUCACUGCAUUAGAUGAAAUUGAAAGCCAAACUGAAUUAUUAAUUCUUAUUGAUCGAGCUGUUGAUCCUUUAACUCCUUUGUUAAAUCAGUUAACGUAUGCGGGACUAGUUGAUGAGAAAUGGGGUAUUCGUUUUGGUAUUUGUCGACCAUGUUUUCAAUCUGAAAAUGAAUCUUCCAAAAAAUUCUUAUUAAAUUCUUCAGAUUUAGUAUAUACUGAAAUAAGAGAUCGAAAAUUUUCUGAAGUUGGUUUAAUUCUAUCAAAAAUUACUAAAGAAAUUUCUACACUUGUUACCCAAUCCAAGUCAGCCAAAGAACUAACCGAUUUACGCGUUGCCGUUAGUCGGAUUCCCGAAAUUCGCUCAAAACAAUCACAGCUGGAGAUACAUACUUCACUCGCAGAAGAAAUACAAAAAUAUGUGAGCACUGAUGAUUUCUUAUCAAUUUUAAGAGCUCAGCAGGAUUUUAUUAAUGGCUACGAAACAGAUAAAGCACAUCCUUUCAUUGAAGAAUGUAUUUUGAGAGGUGCACCUAUUGAAGAGGUUCUUCGUCUAAUUUGCAUUCAAUCAUUUUGUAAUGGAGGCUUAAAGCAACGACUUUUAGACUAUUAUAAAAAUGAAAUAAUACAAGUCUACGGUUUUGAGCAUAUUUUCACACUGGAUAAUUUGGAGCGUGUAGGUUUGCUUUAUGAAUCUCCUAAUAGUCUAAUGAGUAGUAUACAAACAUCAAGUUUCACACCCCAAGAAAAAAUCAAUUCAAGAAAUAAUAGCCUGUCAUCGUCAAAGUUGUCAGCGAACCUAAAACAAACAAUUAUUAACAUAAGUACUAGUUAUAAUUCAGUACUAAAAGGAAACCUACGCCUUGUUGUACCGCCUAAUUCCAAUUCAGUGAAUGACUCUGAGCAAGCAGCAUCUAGUUUGUUUUCCGGUUAUAUCCCUAUAUCUAUUCGUCUUAUUCAAAUAUGGACAAACGAUUGGUAUCCUAAACCUAAUCUAUCAUUAACAAGUAGAGGUAUAACAGAUCAAACUACGUUCACCGGUGGCGGUUCGGGGGCUUUUUUACUGUCUAAGGCUACACGUAUAGUUUCAGGCCUUAGAUCUUCAGAGAGUUUGGAAAUGUCUGUGUUACCAGAGUCUAAUGAGCGCAAUGUACCUGAAUUAAACAGUCGUGUAACAUUAACACCGACGGCAGAGAAAACUGGUGGUUUUCUUCCGAACAAUUCGUUAACUGCAACUUCUAGUCGUACAACAUCUUCACUGACUAACUUAAUAUGUGCUCCAGAAUUUAAAGUACAACUACCAGUUAGAGAUGAUUUACCUUUCGCGUCCAAAAACGGUUGUUUAAAUAUGAAAAAUCAUCCAAAUAAACCACGUAUUGUAGUCGUUGGUUUUGUUGGCGGUGUGAGUCAUGCAGAAAUAUCAGCUUUAAGAACUAUAGCUGCUAGUGAAGAUGCAAAUGUUGAAUUUGUUAUUAUUACAACAGGAUUUAUAACAGCACAAUCGUUUAUUGGUUCUCUUUGUCAACCGGUUAAAUCAACUAAUCUGAUUCCAUUUUGAUUCCCCGCCCCCCCCCUUUUUCUUCUUUAAAUCCUGUUUUAACGGAUGAUCUAAAAAAAAUGUUUUUUUUUCUUUGUUUAUUUUUACAUGAUCAUUUACUUCAAUCAAACAUUCUGAUUAUAUAAUUUCUCUUUUUAAAAAAAACUUUCUUAUUUGUAUGUACAAUAACUAAAAUAGUAGUCGUCGUAGUCCUAGUUGUAGAAGUAGUAGUGGUCGCGGUAGUCCCAGUAGUAGUCGUCGUAGUGUUAGUAGUGGUCGUGGUAGUAGUAGAACUAGUCGUCGUAAUCCUAGUCGAAGUAGUUGUCGUAGUAGUAGUAGUAGUCAUAGUAGCGGAAAUUGAAUUAGAACAAAGUAAAUUCUUAAUUUCAUAAUAACAAUUGAGAACUAGAUGAUCAAAACAUUGAUUUACAGCUUCAGUUAUUUGGUGAUAAAUGAAAUAAGAAAAGAACACGUUAAUAUUUUGCUCAAUGAAGGAUAUUGAUAGUUUCAAAUAAGUUGACUAUUGAGUGGAAAGUUGUAUUUCUGAAGUUUCGUGAGUUAAUGUAAGAC
Molecule: messenger RNA, 2881 nt
Organism: Schistosoma haematobium
Lineage: Eukaryota; Metazoa; Platyhelminthes; Trematoda; Strigeidida; Schistosomatidae
Gene: VPS33A
Product: Vacuolar protein sorting-associated protein 33A
Exons: 14
Coding region: 104-2332 (742 amino acids)
Biological process (GO): vesicle-mediated transport; intracellular protein transport
Cellular component (GO): CORVET complex; lysosome
Source: RefSeq, a predicted model, not a curated record